Molecule: messenger RNA, 999 nt
Organism: Drosophila hydei
Lineage: Eukaryota; Metazoa; Arthropoda; Insecta; Diptera; Drosophilidae
Product: copper homeostasis protein cutC homolog
Exons: 1
Coding region: 97-879 (260 amino acids)
Molecular function (GO): copper ion binding
Source: RefSeq, a predicted model, not a curated record
CCACGCAAAAAGUAGGAAAAUAAACAACACCUCGAAUAACCAAAGAAAUACAGCUCUAUUCAACUUAACUCAAUUAAUUAAUUUGAACGCUGCAAAAUGUCAGCUCAUGAUAUAAAGUUGGAGGUAUGUGUGGAUUCAAUAAAAUCAGCAUUUGCAGCUGAAGAAGGCGGCGCUGCUCGCAUUGAACUUUGCGCUGCCCUACAGGAGGGUGGCUUAACGCCCACCAUUGGAACGCUGAAGACCCUCAGAGAGCUGCCAUUUACUUUGCCCAUACAUUGCAUGCUGCGUCCACGUCGUGGCACUGAUUUUGUCUACAGCGAGGAAGAGAUGCGAGCUGUACUAACCGAUAUGGAAUUGCUGCGUACUCAUGGCGCUGACGGUUUUGUCUUUGGCGCACUUACUCCAGACCGAACAAUCGAUGUGGACAAGUGUCGGCGCGUAAUGGAGCGUUCGUAUGGUCUGCCCGUGACCUUUCAUCGUGCUUUCGAUCUCACAGAUCAUAAAUAUAUGCACGAGAAUGUUGAAUUGCUAAAGGAACUGGGCUUCAAGCGUGUGCUAAGCAGUGGCUUUCGUGCAUCCGCCGCCGAAGGCGUUGAAGCCUUGGCACAAUUAAUAGCAAAGCAUCAUCGUGACAUGAUUAUAAUGCCAGGCGCCGGCAUAAAGGUGUCCAAUGUAGAAGAGAUUCUAACAUUCAGUCGGUGCUUAGAGUUUCAUGCAUCUGCCCUAGACACGGCUAGCGAAGAUUACAGUGCACCGACGACUACGCGUAUGGAAUGCGACGUAACCAUGGGGAAACAGGACAUCGAUCCGUACUAUGGCACAAAUGUCUAUGUAGUACGCAAAAUGGUGGUAAUCGCCAAUGCCAUGAGCUGCAGAUAAAGGACAAUCACAUAUCAUUUCAAUUAGUUUAUGCUAGGCGUAUUUAGAAUGUACAUACAGACAUGUCCAGUAGUGUAUUAAAUAAUCAUAAGUUGCCACAAACGUUUUAUUCUAUAUAGC